AUGUUUGGUGUAGAAAAUACAUACUGUAUAGGUUUCACAGCUGUUCAUAAGACAGGGGUUAUAAAAAAUACACUCAAUCCAACAUGGCGACCUUUCCAAAUUCCAGUAGCAAAACUUUGUAAUGGGGAUUAUGAUAGAACUUUGAAGAUUGAAUGCCAUGACUGGGAUAGUGACGGAAGCCAUGAUUUUAUAGGAGAUUUUACCACUAAUGUAAGGGAACUAACUGGCAAACCAAAUCUUAGUUUUGAGUUAAUUAAUCAGAAGAAAAAGUCUAAGAAGAAAAGCUACAAAAAUUCAGGACAGAUUCAUUUGCUCAAUAUUAAGAAAGAAAUCAAGCCAUCAUUUUUAGACUUUUUAAAAGGAGGGACACAGUUAAAUUUCACAGUGGCAAUAGAUUUUACUGGAUCCAAUGGAAAUCCUGCCUCCCCCCACUCUCUACACUAUAUCAACCCCUAUCAACCCAACCAGUAUGUGGCAGCCAUACAAGCUGUAGGGGAGAUUAUCCAGGACUAUGAUAGUGACAGACUAUUCCCUGUGUUAGGAUUUGGUGCUAAGUUACCAGACGGAACUGUUUCACAUGAAUUUCCUGUGAAUUUUAAUGCAGCCAAUCCGUAUGUGCAGGGUAUAGCUGGUAUUUUAGAUGCUUAUCAGAAUGCAAUAAGAAGAGUUCAGCUUUAUGGACCUACCAACUUUGCUCCUGUAAUUAAUCAUGUAUCAAAGUUUGCAGCCUCAGUAAGAGAUGGGUCUAAUUACUUUGUCCUGCUGAUACUGACAGAUGGAGAAAUCUCAGAUAUUAGGAAUACUAUUGAGGCUAUAGUCAAUGCCUCUCACUUGCCUCUUUCCAUAAUUAUUGUAGGUGUGGGAAAUGCUGAUUUUACAGCAAUGAAUGUGCUCGAUGCAGAUGACCAAAGAUUGUGUUCAAAUGGAAAGUACGCUCUCCGAGACAUAGUACAGUUUGUUCCUUUCCGAGACUUCCUAGGAGGCCAGUCAGGAGGAAACACUCAGAUAUCCCAAGCAGCACUGGCCAAAGAGGUGCUGGCAGAAAUACCAGGACAAGUGGUGCAAUACAUGCAAGCCAACAAAAUCACUCCUAAGCCACCAAGGACUGACAUUCUUCUUCCUGGACAAAGUCCACCGCAGCAAAACCCAGGGCAAAACCCCCCUCCCCCUCCUCCAACCCAGAAUCAGGGACCCAUGCCAGCAUGGGUAAAGGCUCCCCCUGGGGGCCCCUCUGCUCCUCCCCCAGCUGAAGGUGGCUCUUGUCCUUACCCCCAGCAGGGACCCUGGUGAAGUAAAUAAUGAGGGAUUGUCAAUUUCAAAAGUUCUAAAGCUGAUGCUAAGCUUAAACCUCUCACAAAAAUGCAUGUUUUUCUCAAGCUAAUUAACUCACUUUUUACAAAAAAAAUAUAAUUAUCUUUGAUGUUAUAUACAUAUCCUUGCUGAAAUGUAAAAACUUUAACUAUAGUUAAACUUUAACUAUAGUAACUAAAGUUAGUCUAAGAACUUUAUGAUCAACCUUUGUUUAAUGACAUAAUAUUAUAUACUUUAUACAUUUACAUAUUUUUCAUAUUUUAUAUUUUUGCAUUUGUUAUUAAGGCAUAUUAGCUUGUUUUUUUUUGUUUUGUUUUUUUUACUUUGCAGUAUUGCUCUUUAAUGUUCCUUGUAACACAUUGUGAUCAGGGUAUGGAAAGUCAACUAAGUAUAAAUAACCAAUAGAAAGAUGUGUAUUAUUUUAUGAUUUUCUCUCUUUCUUUUUUUUUUUGUUCAUUAUGCACUUAUUCACCAUUUGGUUUUUAUAGUAAUUAAAUCGGUAUUUGAACUUUUUAGCUUAUGAAAUUACAUGUACUGUAGAUAAUAUUCUAUUAUGCAUUUCAUUUAAAACAUUGACAUUUGUUUAAUUUAUCAUAAAUACUGAUAAUUUCUAAUGCUGAGAAAUGUAUAUUAUCUCAAAUACUGAAUAUACUUGGAGAAAAAUUGAAAUAAAACAGAAGGGUAAACAUAGAAAUUUGGUUUCGUUUAGUUAUCUAUCUUUUUUUUUGUCUUUCUACUUAGUGUAAUGCAUGCAUAUGUUCAAAAUAAAGUGCAUAUAAUCUACAAUUAAUGUUCUAGCCACCCUUGUAAAUUUCAGCACCUAAAUGUUACUAAAUUAUCUGAACCAAACUUUCACAUAUGGAGUGUCACUUUGAUAGAUGCAAAGUAACCUUAAACAAAGUGUUUGGCCCAUCUGUGUUCCAGUGGUUUUAUCAAUGUAAGUUGUUCAUACAAACCUCCAUCCUAAGUGGAAUUUCAAUUUCAUUCUAUUUUUUUCUUUGGUAAAAAGAUUCCUUGCGAAAAACUGAAUAUUUAUUAUGUAUAUUUAAUUUUUUUUGUGUUCCUUUAUAUCAUAAUUGAUUUUCAUUCAUCACUUUAACUAUAUAUGUACUUCUUCAUAUAGGGUAUUUGUGAGAAUUUAACUUUUAACAGAAUAUACCCAUUUUUUGCCAUGGCAUUUCUUGUAAUAUUUAUCUGACAUAAUCUGGAAUGUACAUUUUUGUUUCAAACAAAAGUUUUCUAGUCAAAAAAAAUUUGAGCAUUAUAAUUAAUGGUGUUACUAAGGUAACCAUUAUGUGUUCACUUUGUACUUUUUGUGAAUUUUAUUUCUUUUUAAUCUCAAAAACACAAGUCUGUAAGCCAGUGAGUUGUUACAAUGACCAAUAUCUGACUUGAAAUAAUAGAAAAUGUGUAAAUAAUUUGCAUUUUUUCAAAGUUCAGUAAAAAGGCUGGCACUUUUCAAUGCAACAGUGAUGACUAAAGUACAAAUGUAAUCAAGAUAAAGGAGUUUUGCGGGUUAAAAUUUAAACGUUUUUAUAUUUGUGCUGGAUGUUUAAAAAUGCACUAUACUGCUUUUAACUUUCUUUUGCUAAUACAUGUAAUUUUUUUUAAUCCAUAUUUGUAAAUUGUAAAGAUAUGACUUUAUUUGUUAAUUUAUUAACUAGUACAUGUAUAGGUAAUUAAAAAAAAUUAAAAUGUAUUAAUAAUUUAUAAUAU
Molecule: messenger RNA, 3027 nt
Organism: Saccostrea cuccullata (small rock oyster)
Lineage: Eukaryota; Metazoa; Mollusca; Bivalvia; Ostreida; Ostreidae
Product: copine-8-like
Exons: 13
Coding region: 1-1290 (429 amino acids)
Biological process (GO): cellular response to calcium ion
Cellular component (GO): plasma membrane
Molecular function (GO): calcium-dependent phospholipid binding
Source: RefSeq, a predicted model, not a curated record